Molecule: messenger RNA, 4037 nt
Organism: Prorocentrum cordatum
Lineage: Eukaryota; Dinophyceae; Prorocentrales; Prorocentraceae
Source: the annotation of a GenBank genome assembly
AGCCAUUUUGGCUGAAGCGCGGCGCCGCUGGUCGGGCCCUUCCUCUCCCCCUCUGGCGCCGCCGUCGGAAGCCGGGCGCCCCCCCCCCCCCUCCGCCCGUGGGCGGCCAGGCCGUCGGGGCAGAUGUACGCGCGAGAGGACGUGAACGUGGCAAAGUUGCUGCAGCGGCUGCCGAAGGCAACCCAGGAGCAGGUCGCCGCGGACUCAUUCCUUGACGAGUGCUGGGCGAUCUUCAAGAGGUACGACGCCCGGGGCGCGGAGAAGCUCGAGGGCGCGCCCCUCUGGCGCGCGUUGCUCGACGCGCUCCCGGGCGCGUUCUCGCAGGGGAUCCUGAGCAACCAGUACGGGUGGUCCCUGCAGCAGGACGCGGUGUUCGCCUUCACGGGGUGCGGGCGCGACGGCGAGGCGGCGGUUUCCCUCGUCAAGUUCCCCGAGUUCGUGAAGUUCACGCUGGCGCUGCUGCUGCAUAAGUACGCCACCACCGCGCGGGUGCUCGCGGCGCGCCCAGGAGACCGACCACCGCCUGAGGAAGACGAAGAUCGUCGCCAGCCUCGGGCCCGCCUCGUGGAGCGAGGAGAUGAUCCCCAAGAUGAUCGAGGCUGGCACCGACAUUUUCCGCCUGAACUGCUCACACCGCCGCGGCGGCGACUUCGAGAGGGUUUACCCCCUCAUCCGCAAGUAUUCCAGGAUGAUGGGCCGCAGGGUGGAGGUGCUCGGCGACCUCCAGGGCCCGAAGUUCCGCGUCGCCGAGCUGGAGGGCGACCCGGUGCAGCUCGCCGAGGGGGACGUGCUCGAGUUCGGCAUUUGCAGGACGGACUCCGACAACAUCAGGCCCGGGCGCAUCACCCUGAAGCCCACCGUGGAGCAGAAGGCGCUGGUGCGUGCCUGCGCGCCCGGCAUCGACCUGCUCAUCGAGGACGGCCUGAUGAAGGUGACCUGCGUGGAGAAGCUGUCCGACACGGAGCUCAAGGUGAAGGUGGUCCGCGGGGGCAAGCUCAAGGCCCGCAAGGGCGUGAAUGUGCCCGACGUGGAGAUCGACUGCGCCGCCCUCACCGAGAAGGAUGUCGAGGACGCCGAGUACCUCCUGGGCCUGGACCCGCCCGUGGAGUACAUCUGCGUCUCCUUCGCGCAGAAGGCCCAGGACCUGCAGGAGCUCAUCGACAUCAUGGACCGCCUGAAGGUGCCGCCAGAGAGGAGGCCGAAGAUUUGCCCCAAGAUCGAGAAGCCGCAGGCUCUGACCAAAUCGACGGCAUCAUCGAGAAAUCGCAAGCGCUGAUGGUCGCGCGCGGCGACCUGGGCGUGGAGAUGGAGUUGGAGCGCGUCCCGUUUGCGCAGAAGCUGCUCAUCGCCAAGGCCAAGCGCGCGGGCCUCUUCGUCAUCAACGCCACGCAGGUGGUCGAGAGCAUGAUCGAGUCGCCUGUGCCCACGCGCGCGGAGGUGUGCGACGUGCAGACCGCGAUCUUCGACGGCGCGGACGCCGUGAUGCUGAGCGGCGAGGCGGCCAGCGGCAAGUUCCCCUGCGAGGCCGUGCGGGCCGAGGCCGACGCGGCGCUUGAGGCGGAGACCGUGCGCGACCUCAUGAGGCCGCAGAUACCCGACGGCGCCCACCCGCACGAGGCGAACAAGCCGCGCGAGCUGGACGACAGCAGGCGGAAGACUAAGGUCGUCGCGAGCUUGGGACCCUCUUCGUGGAGCGAGGAGAUGAUCCCGAGGAUGAUCCAGGCGGGGACGGACAUUUUCCGCCUCAACUGCUCGCACCGCCGCGGCGGCGACUUCGAGCGGGUGUACCCGCUCAUCCGCAAGUACGCCAAGGAGCUCGGCAAGCCCGUGGAGGUCCUCGGUGACCUGCAGGGGCCGAAGUUCCGCGUCGCGGAGUUAGCGGGGGACCCGGUGCUUCUGGAGAAGGGAGAGAUUUUCGAGUUCGGCCUUUGCAAGGACGACAGCGACAGCAUCAGGCCGGGGCGGAUCACCAUGAAGCCCACGUUGGAGCAGAGGGCGCUGCUGAAGGCCUGCAAGCCGGGCGUGAGCCUGCUGAUCGAAGACGGCAUCAUGGAGGUGAAGGUCGUCGAGAAGUGUUCGGAGAGCGAGCUGAAGGUCGAAGUUGUCCGCGGCGGCAAGCUGAAGGCUAGGAAGGGCGUGAACGUGCCGGACUGCGAGAUCGACUGCGCCGCCCUCACGGAGAAGGACAUCGAGGACGCCGAGUUCCUCCUGCGGCUCGAUCCGCCCUGCGAGUACAUCUGCGUGUCCUUCGCGCAGAAGGGCCAGGACUUGCAAGAGCUUAUCGACAUCAUGGACCGCAUGAAGGUGCCGCCCGAGAGGCGGCCCAAGAUCUGCCCGAAGAUCGAGAAGCCGCAGGCGCUCACGAACAUCGACGGCAUCAUCGCCAAGUCGCAGGCGCUCAUGGUGGCGCGCGGCGACCUGGGCGUGGAGCUGGGGGUCGAGCGCGUCCCCUUUGCACAGAAGCUGAUGAUCAAGAAGGCGAAGGAGGCUGGUCUCUUCGUCAUCACCGCCACGCAGAUGGUCGAGAGCAUGAUCGAGGCGCCUGUCCCAACGCGGGCAGAAGUCGCCGACCUGCAGAACGCCGUCUGGGACGGCACCGACGCCGUGAUGCUCAGCGGAGAGGCGGCGUCCGGCAAGUUUCCGGUCGAGUCGGUGAAGGCCGAGGCGGCGGCGGUCCUCGAGGCAGAGUCGGUCCAGGAUUUGAUCAUGCCGCGCCUCCCAGACGACUUCUCCGUUGAAGAGGGCAACAAGCCGCAGGAGAUGGACGACAGCAAGCGCAAGACGAAGGUGGUGGCGAGCCUGGGCCCUGCGUCCUGGAGCGAGGAGAUGAUCCCCAAGAUGAUCGAGGCCGGCACCGACAUCUUCCGCCUGAACUGCUCGCACCGCCGCGGCGGCGAUUUCGAGAGGGUCUACCCUCUGAUCCGGAAGUACGCCAAGGAGCUGGGCAGGAAGGUCGAAGUGCUGGGGGACUUGCAGGGUCCUAAGUUCCGCGUGGCGGAGCUCGCGGGCGACCCAGUGCCACUGAACAAUGGCGAGGUGGUGGAGUUUGGGAUCUGCGUCUCGGAGGAGGACGCCAUCCGGCCUGGCCGCAUCACCAUGAAGCCGACAGCGGAGCAGAAGGCUCUGGUUAAAGGCUGCCAGGUGGGCACCGUGCUCCUGAUCGAGGACGGCCUCAUGGAGGUGCGAGUUGAGGAGAAGCUCUCCGAAACAGAGCUGAAGGUCAAGAUCGUCCGCGGAGGGAUGCUGAAGGCGAGGAAGGGCGUGAACGUGCCAGAUAUCGAGAUUGAUUGCCCCGCCCUCACAGAGAAAGACAUCGAGGAUGCCGAGUUCCUGCUCCAGCUGGACCCGCCGUGCGAGUACAUCUGCGUGUCGUUUGCGCAGAAGGCGCAGGACUUGCAAGAGCUUAUCGACAUCAUGGACCGCAUGAAGGUGCCGCCCGAGAGGCGGCCCAAGAUCUGCCCGAAGAUCGAGAAGCCGCAGGCGCUCACGAACAUCGACGGCAUCAUCGCCAAGUCGCAGGCGCUCAUGGUGGCGCGCGGCGACCUGGGCGUGGAGCUGGGCGUGUACCGCGUCCCCUUUGCACAGAAGCUGCUCAUACAGAAGGCCAAGCAGUCUGGUCUCUUCGUCAUUACCGCAACGCAGAUGGUGGAGAGCAUGAUCAGCGCGCCUGUGCCAACGCGCGCGGAGGUGGCAGACCUCUGCAACGCCGUCUGGGACGGCACCGACGCGGUCAUGCUGAGCGGGGAGGCCGCCAGCGGCAAGUACCCCCUCGAGUCUGUGCGCGCCGAGGCUUCGGCCGUGCGCGAGGCAGAGUCGGUGGCGCACCGCAUCCUGCCGGCCACGCCGCUGGUGGUCUGAGGGCGCUUUGGGGCAGCUUUGCAGCACUUGCCGACUUUUAGGGGCCCCUUUGGGUCUUCGGCCGGGCAGCAGCGGGCUACACGUAAGAUCGACCCUUCGCGCCAAAGUGGCCAGGAGAAAGAGGACAAAGAAGCGUGACGUGCCCACGCCAACAAUCAGUGGACGCCCUGGGGUCUCAG